Molecule: messenger RNA, 3795 nt
Organism: Trypanosoma rangeli
Lineage: Eukaryota; Euglenozoa; Kinetoplastea; Trypanosomatida; Trypanosomatidae
Exons: 1
Coding region: 1-3795 (1264 amino acids)
Source: RefSeq, a predicted model, not a curated record
AUGCGUUGGCUGCUGGCACAGCUGUGGGGGUGUGGGGCGGGACGAAGAGGCCACAUCGCCGCCGUGCGUCUCCCCCCGCAGUCUCGCCACGCGUCAUCGAUGGGGGCGGCUUUUUUGGCACGUGAUGGCGUCAGGCGCAUCAACCGGGACGGUGGGGAGCAGCGCCAGCUGCGUGGGAGGAGACUAGCGGAAGGGGACGUGAAGGAGGAGGAGAACGGGGGGGAUGCCUUUGCCAACAGCGGCUGCGGGAGCUUUCCACUUGGCAACGGCGUGGCGUUGCAACUUCCGGCGCACUCCUUGCACACUGGAGAAAAUAAUUCUCCGACACAUGACGUAGGACAUGGAAACCUGGAGGAGCCAAGCUUCAGUGAGAAAGCACUGGUCUCUCUGCUGGAGGCGAUGCAUCAGGCCCUCGAGUCGGCGUCGCUGCUCAUCGUUGGCGGGGCCAAAGUGAUCGGCUCCUCCACUGACGAUGUGGCAAUCCACGCGCCGCUUGAAAAGUGGCCAGACGUGUUCUGCCGCUUGAGGGCAGCGGCCUUGCCGGUACUGCUGCAGAAUCCAGAUACAACUCCGCCAUCCGUGUCGUCCGUGGCAGAGGCGUAUCAGACUCUCACGGAGACGUUAAGUGUUGUUGAUGCGGUGUCAAAGGCUACAGGUAUGCGUGCGGAGCGCAUGUUUCCUGCGGCCCUCGUCGUAGUACUUUGGAGUCGUCUGCCGAGGCUUCAUGCGUAUGCACGGCGGGUCUUCAAAGGGCAGCAAGUCCACGCCCAUGAGACAGUACCCGCCACUUUGGUUGGAUCUUCACUGUCGCUCAUGCGGGCGUUCAAAAGUGCCAGACGGGCGCUUGCGCUGCGCACUCGCGAGUUAAGUGAUUUGCUGCCACCGUCCGUACUCGUGCAGGUAUUGGUGUGCAUGGAGCAGUGCGGUGCGCUUUCCGACGAUAUCAUUGGCCCAAUAGGGACAGAGCUGCUCCGGCGCUACAAGACCUCUGCAGCCCCGCUGAAUGGUCCGCAGCACGUCGCCACAAAUCACCUUUUAUCUGCACACUUUGUGGCGACCGCUGUGGAGGCGGAUACGGCGCCGUUUCAAGGUGAAACCGCUAUCGCUUUUGCCAGGCUGCUUGGGCGACUGCACGUGAGGAAUCACUUUCAACUGCACCGACUCAUGCACACAAUUCUUUUGCCCCAAGUGGUGACGACUCUACCCGCCAGUGUCACUGACGAGAACGUCCUUUUUGAGUUGACGCGGUGCUACUCCCGCUACGCUGUUUCAGGCAGUGCUGUAACUCAACUCACAGCUUUAUGGUUGCCGCACCUGUUUUGUAUGAGUUUGGAUCAAUGCUCAGAGCUCCUGCGUAUUGUGGGUGGUGGUGGUUGUAUGACUGUGGGCGCCGAGGAGGAUUAUUUCCCUUUGGUCGAGGCCAUUCUGCAACGGGCGUCUGUGCUGUACCACCACGCGAGCCAGGAUGGCCCCAAUGUAGUGCCACCUGCCGCUAUGGUGGUGUCGGCUGCCUCCACGGAGGCGUGCGCAUUGGUAAGCGCUGACAGCGCGGCGAGCUUCAUUUGCGCCUUGGCGGCAGUGAACUCCCCCCACUGGGGGGAGGUGUACUCUUUGGCGGCAACGGCAUUGGAGAGAUCUCUCGAUGGACUUUUGGUGGCAGAUGUCGUUCGUGUGACGAAGGCGUUGCUGCGGCGUAACUCGCAUGUUCCGUACCACCCCCUUCACUCUCGUUUGGCGCAUCGCCUCCUCACCGACGAGGCGGCUCUGACAGACGCAAAAAUGGGAGGCCUGUCGUUGCUGGCCACCGCACUGAUGUUGCUGCCGUCGCCCGCGCUACCUGCUGUUUCUUCUAGCAGCACAACACCGCAUAGCAUCCAAAUGGCGACUGUGAAGCCCCCGGAUGCCACAAACUUCCCUGCGUUGGAUGCGGCGCGGGCGCUUGCCGUGUUUCGACGUCAUGGCAAGGCCCUGGGCCUACGAAGCUUCGUGGCAGGAAUGUGCGUUUCUCCUCUGGCGCAGCUUCCGCGUCGCUCGCAAGAAAGCGUCAUCAUGCACUUUACCGCCAUUGCCUCGGCAUUGGAGGUUCCGUGGCUUGUGCGGGGUAUGGUGUCGUUGACAUCGCAGAUACCACAGACGGUGGAUCCGCUUUCGGUACAGCGUUGGUUUUCACGCUUUACAGCCAUUGACGUCGCCCGCCAGCUGGACAUUGUGCAGACGGCGAUGUUGUUGAACAUUUUAUCGCAUGACGAUUACAGCCGUGAGUGCGCCUUGGCGAAGCAAGCCAUUUUGAAGCAGACGAGUAAACUUUUACUACAAGACACUGUUCCCUUGGACACGGUGACCCCGCUAGUUACUGCCCUGCAGUGUUCCAAUGUCUUCUUCCCGCACCUGUAUUCCCGUCUUUGCCGUGUGCUUCUUGCAGAUGUGCGCCAGGGGCCAUGGCGACUGCUUCUUCCUGCCUUUCACGUGAUAGCAGAUGAGUUCACACGGCGACCGCACGGCAAUGGAAGUGUGUUCCGCGAUGUAUGGGAGCAGCUUCGGACGCGUCUUGUGGAAGAGGCAGCCUCGUCUCUGGAGGCAGGGGAUGUUGUUUUGGCUUUUAAUGGGUUUGCAGCUCUAGAUGGAAGGGAUCGUCCUGUAUUUUCCGUGCUGCUGCAUCGCCUCUGGGCCAUCUAUCAAAGUCUUGUUGUCUCUCCAGAGGCCAAUGACACUGCUGCUAUGCGUGGACCACUAAUAGCAACACCACCACCGCCAACGCCGGCGGCGUGCAUGGAUAAUAUCCUUGCUGGAUGCACGCCAAGCGCGCUUGCUGUUCUCCUCACAACUCUUAUUUAUGCAGGGCAGGAGAAAGUCAAUGAUACGCUUAUGCCUUGGGUGCUGCUGCGCACUCGCCCCGUGAUCAAGGAUCUUUAUCCAAUUGACGUACUCCAUCUCAUGCCGGCCCUAUUGUCUUGUUUCACCGCGGCAAAGGCAAUUGAGGAGAAGUCCAACUGUAGCCGCACCUUAUGGCUGUGUAAUCCUGUGAAUCGCACACUUCUUCACGCCACGUAUGAUGGCUGCCGGGAGCUGUUCCUUCAUAUGUAUGAGGAUGAGGCAACCGCUAGGGAUGCGAACACAUUACGGACCCAGCGCGCCGAGUGGGCUCCACAGGUGCAUGUUUCAGUAUCGCGAGUGCCAAGAUACUUGUUUGCGGAUCUUCUGAUUGCACUGUGUCAGUGUGAGGUGCGAGACGAGGCGGUGGCUACGGCGUCUGCAGCGCGCCUGACGCGACGGUCCUGUGAGGUAUUGCCAGUUGCCGAGUUGGUGGAUUUGACAAUGGCACUCUGCUUCCACUUUCCACCCCCGCCGCUGCUGACGCAAGAAGUCAUAGUAAAUGAUAGGACAGAUAUCACGAGGGGUGAUAAGGACGAUGACUGCGACAAGGAAACGGAUGACACUGCAGGUGCGACGUCGUGUGCAUUGGCCCCGCAUCGGCGCUUUCUUCAACCGGUGUUGACGGCGUUAUGGGGCCGGGUGGAGGAGCUUCAGUCGCCGCAUAUUGAUGCCUUGGUGCGGUGCUUGCGUCACUAUUACGGCGACAAGGUGGACGCGGAUUUCUUGGAUCGCCUUACGCAGCACAAGGCUAUGCUCGCCGAGGUCCGGACAGGGCGUCAGCGACCUCAGGAGACUGCAACACGCAAUGACUGUGAAAAAAUAGUUGCGGCAGCAGCGCCGUUGAGGACAGACACUGCGGCAGCUGAGGAGGAGCCUGCGAGUUGGAGUGAACCCACGACGGAGGAUCUGUUUUUGUCGUGA